This is a messenger RNA of Amoebophrya sp. A120, 2413 nucleotides long. The record is from the annotation of a GenBank genome assembly. Lineage: Eukaryota; Dinophyceae; Syndiniales; Amoebophryaceae.
GAAAAAGCAAAAAGCUGCUCAGUAUUAUCAACGAGCAGAAGAAAUUUAAAUUCUUCUCUGAGUAUGUAGUACUUGUUUCGUUCUGGCGUCCUUUACAUUUUAGGAGAUCCACCUUGUUUUGCUUUCGCGUUCCAGAAUAUCUUCUUGCUUUCGGUUAAGUAUGGGGACGAUCAGCUUUAUGUGUUUUAGAUCCAGAGAUCAGGGGAGGUGUAGCCUUCUUUUGGCAAACAUAUCUAAAACUCCGUUCCUUCUUUCUAGAGGGCACCAGAGGGACAAGGCACAGACCAAGAGCGAGAUUCCGUUAAGGACAAGCGAUUUAAAUCGGUUGAAAGACCACAAAAAAAAAUGCGUGUCACCCCCAUCUCGGCCUCCGUGCUGUUGCUGCCGGCCCUCACUGAGGCCACAAAGCUGUCGCUUUUCAAGAGACUAAAGAACGAGCCAGAGCUAUCCUAUAUAAAAACGUCCCCGCCCCAUAGUCAAGAUGAUCAACCGGCUAGACAAAUCCACGAGUUUUGGUUGUUUCGCAUGACAAAUUUCGACUCGUGGUGUAGUGCUGUCUGAGCUAGUUCAGCAGCAUCACAGAUCUAGUAUGUCACGCUGAUUGGAGCAUGACAAAUCCCAAAACACGACUAGAAAAUGCAUCGCAUGGGGCUCCGCAUGAGAAACAUUCUCAGCAUGCAGAUUUGCAUUACAGCUAUGGCGUGGGGACGUUUUUCAAUACGAUAGGAGCCGUGGGCCUGCUACAUGAGCGGUGCGAAGAAGGCCUACAUGGGUACGGUGCAGUAUCGCAAGAGAAAACUGCUUCACUGUGAAAUUGUGAUGCAUAAAAUUCAGCACAAAGCUAUUUGUCUUGCUACACUUCUGUAAGAUGUCGCAUUUUUGAGAGCGCUUUCUUUCAUCCCUUGGGAAGCGCGCAUGGCAAAUUUUCUGUGUCAUGUUUUAUCCCAAUACUUGUGAUGCAAUUCUUGCAAAAUCGUCACAGUAAAAAAGUUUUUUAGUGGGAUAUGCAGGUCGCAACGAGUGGUCAGAAGUGCAUGCAGUGGUCGGAUGCGGCGAACGAUGACAAGAUCGCGACAUUUAAGCAGGACGUAAGUUUAGUUGAUUUAGAUAAUUUUCGGAAAUUCAUUUUGCUGUACAUCACUGAUUUAAAAUUGAAGUUGAGUCUCUCGGAUUUGGAUAUUAGAUGCGUAUAGCACCGUCGUUGCAGAUCAUCCAAUAGUGGUGUUUGUUGCUUGUACCAUGUUGAGAGACGCAAAUUUCACCACACUGAAAAAACUAAAAAACAGACCCGCGAUGAGCCGGCCGGCACCAAGCUGGAGGGUAACUUCUGCCGCAGCUUUUCUAAAGACGAGCUCCCCUGGUGCUACACCCUGCCGUACCCAGUGCACAGAGUACAUCUGGGUCGUGUGGAAAUUUGUGUUGCUGAUGCUCGUAUUGGAGGAUAGGGGUUUGUACGGCAUAACAGCACUAGAAAUUAUUUUGCGAGGCUCAUGACUGCCGAUUCAUUCGUAACACGCAUGACAAAGACAUACUCCCUUGUAGCAUGACAAAAAUCUGCCUGAUCGUUGUCAUGCAUUACAGAUCUUGCUGUAUAAUUUCAGACCUUGCAGCACAGACCCAGACAUAUUUGCAAUGCAUAUGCCGGACGGCAAGAAGGUCGAGUGCAACGUGCCGGAGUGCCCAACCGAUGGUCCGAUAUGGAGAUGGAAAGCUUUUCUGCAUGACAAAAGGAGUCUGUAUUGCAUGACAAUCUAAAUCGUACAUAGUUAUGAAGAUGGUGACAGUUGUGAUGCUGUAUAUUUAUAAUUGCAUGGCUUACUCUUACUGCAUGUGAAAUUUGUCAUGCUCAAAAGUUUUCCAUUCCAAACUUUUGGGCCAAGGACUACAACACCGACGAGGUCCAGUCCCCCAUCAAGUGCACGGACAAAGAUGGCGCCCCCACCAAGGACUGCGACUGCUCCUGCAACGGCGUCAAGGGCAUGAAGAACUCUUUCGUCCAGACCAAGAACGGGCGAGAGGAACGAAUCUGCCACUGCCCGUAAGGAAAAUGACGGAGGAACUAAAUCUGUAACACGCGUUUCUAAAGAAGCCAGCGUACUACAACUCAGCGUAAGCUUGUCGUAGAGCUGCAACCCGCUUCCCAGAUUUAGAAUUCAAGUUUUACAGCACCAUUCGUAGAAUUCAAUGUUUCUUGUGCUUCUAAAUCUAAACCAGUGCUGUACUAUUGACACUCAGGAUAAAAGAUACACUCUUUUUCUUUUCCGAACUUGAGAGGGUUGAAUUCUACCGAGGAAUUUCUGCUUCGGAACAGACGGCCACGGCUGUAGAACAAGUGUACACAAAUGUAAAGAGGUACACACUUUGAGCUGUUCCAAAGCGAGGUGAUUGGGAUGAUUGUUGAGGUUGUGGGGCG